This is a messenger RNA of Cryphonectria parasitica EP155, 5794 nucleotides long. RefSeq lists its product as uncharacterized. Lineage: Eukaryota; Fungi; Ascomycota; Sordariomycetes; Diaporthales; Cryphonectriaceae. The transcript has 6 exons. Bases 1 to 5472 code for a protein of 1823 amino acids. The record is from RefSeq and is a predicted model, not a curated record. Gene Ontology annotation, molecular function: phosphopantetheine binding; fatty acid synthase activity; 3-oxoacyl-[acyl-carrier-protein] synthase activity. Gene Ontology annotation, biological process: fatty acid biosynthetic process.
AUGGAGUGGGACGGGGAUCGCAACGCGGUGGAUGAGCUGUCCACCUCGGCAACACCUUCGACCAGCGAGUCUCUGGUUGAGCCCGGCAAGAUGAAGCUGGCUUACUUUGGCAACGAGUUUCCUCAUGACGAUCUGAAAGACACCUUCCGCCGUCUUUAUGAGCACAGCAAAGACAGACGGCACCCUCUGCUGGCGAGAUUCAUUCAGGAGGCCACCUUGGCCGUGCAGGAAGAGGUUCGCCUGCUACCAGCCACGCUGCGAGCCUUGUUUCAGCCUUUCGAGACCGUCUUCAACCUCGUCGACCAGACUGGGCUGAGGACCGGGCCCCUGGGUGGUUCCAUUGAUGGCAUGUUGCUCUGUGCUGUGCAACUGGCCACAUUCGUCGGAUACUAUGAGAACAAUGUGGACGACAAGUUCGACUUUCACGGCGGGGAUGCUUGUCUGGCAGGAAUAGGAACCGGCAUUCUCUCCACGGCUGCUGUGUCUCUGUCUCCAACAUUGGCUGAUGUGCCAGCUGCUGGCGCCGAGGUCAUUCGUGUGGCCUUCAGGGUCGGCAUUGUGGUCAACGAGGUGUCGCAGAACUUGCAACCAAGCCCCAUCGAUGGCGGCCAGGGCGACAGCUGGGCCUACGUGGUGCCAGAUACCACGGCUGAGGAAGUCCAACGUGAACUUGACGCCAUACACAAAGCAGAUUCCACCCCAGGGCCCAGCAAGCUUUUCAUCAGCGCUCUCAGCCGUACAUCAGUCACAAUCAGUGGCCCCCCAGCGCGACUGAAGCACGUCUUUCUCGCGUCUGACUUCUUCCGUGACCGCAAAUCUGUUGCGCUCCCUGUAUAUGGCGGCCUGUGCCACGCCCCUCAUGUCUACAACAAGAACCACGUAGACCGUGUUGUCCACGUCCACGCCAUCGACACCAUGGACCCAAAAUUCGUUCCGCGUGUGCCCGUCUACUCGGUCAGCACAGGAAGACCCUUUCCAGCCAAGACGGCCAGCGGCCUGUUCCACAACAUGAUCGAAGAGAUUCUCCUGCACGACAUCAAGUGGGAUAGCGUCAUCCAGGGUGUGCUGGGCCAAGCCAAGGGCAGCGCCGUGUCUGAGUUCUGGUUGUACAUGUUCCGCACCUCGCUGCCUGCGCGCGACCUCAUCUCGGCCGCCACCGCCGAGUCCCAGCAGUUCAAGAUUAGGACCAAAGAUGUCAUGCAGUGGAUCUCAAAGCCAGAUGCUGUGCCACGCGGCCCGAGCGGCACGCAGCAGGCCAAGAUUGCCAUCGUAGGCAUGGCCUGCAGAAUGCCCGGCGGCGCAACUGAUACCGAAAAGUUCUGGGACAUUCUGGACCAAGGUUUGGAUAUUCACCAGAAGAUUCCGGCCGAUCGGUUUGACGUGGACUCUCAUUUUGAUCCGACUGGGAAACGGAUGAACACGAGUAUCACGCCCUACGGGUGCUUCAUCGACGAGCCAGGCCUGUUUGAUGCUCCGUUCUUCAACAUGUCCCCUCGUGAAGCCCUUCAGACAGACCCUAUGCAGAGGCUCGCACUCGUGACAGCGUAUGAAGCUCUGGAACGGUCUGGAUAUGUGGCCAACCGCACGGCAUCUACGGAUUUGCACCGUAUUGGUACAUUCUACGGCCAAGCAUCUGAUGACUACCGCGAGGUCAACACAGCCCAGGAAAUUGGCACCUACUUCAUCACCGGUGGGUGUCGAGCCUUUGGGCCGGGGAGGAUCAACUACUUUUUCAAGUUUUCUGGUCCUAGCUACAGCAUCGACACGGCUUGUUCCUCUGGACUGGCGACUAUUCACAUUGCCUGCAACUCGCUCUGGAACGGUGAUACCGACAUGGCAGUAGCUGGAGGCAUGAACGUCCUGACCAACUCUGACGCCUUUGCCGGUCUUAGCAACGGCCACUUCCUGUCCAAAACACCCAAUGCUUGCAAGACAUGGGACUGUGAGGCCGAUGGUUACUGUCGCGCAGACGGUGUGGCCUCGGUCAUCCUCAAACGCCUCGAGGACGCAGAAGCCGACAACGACAACAUCCUGGGCGUCAUUCUGGCCGCUGGUACAAACCACUCGGCCGAGGCUGUAUCUAUUACGCACCCUCAUGCAGGCCACCAGGGAGACCUGACCAGACAGAUCCUCGACCAGGCUGCUGUCGACCCCCUGAACGUAAGCUAUGUGGAGAUGCACGGCACUGGCACCCAAGCAGGCGAUGCACAGGAGAUCCAGUCUGUGACAGAUGUGUUCGCGCCCAUCACGGGCACCAAACGCCGGAGCCCCAAACAGCCUCUUCACAUUGGGGCUGUCAAGGCGAAUGUGGGCCAUGGUGAGGCCGUCGCAGGUACCACAGCGCUCCUCAAAGUCCUGCUCAUGCUGGAGAAGGAGACGAUUCCACCGCACGUGGGCAUCAAGAACUCCAUCAACCCAGGAUUCCCCAAGGACCUUGAGAAGAGAAACCUGCACAUUCCAUACGAGAAGACGCCAUGGCCUCGUGUUGCUGACAAGAAGCGGAUUGCUGUUGUGAACAACUUCAGUGCUGCGGGAGGCAAUACGAGUAUUGUCAUUGAGGAAGCGCCAGCUCGAAGAGUCAUUGAUGAUCAGGAGCUGAUGGCUGCGGAUUCUCGUCCCAACCACGUUGUGGCCGUGUCGGCUAAGAGCAAAGUUUCCCUGAAGGGCAAUCUUCGACGGCUCAUUGCAUACCUGGAGGCAAACCCAAAUGUGUCACUGCCAAACCUGGCUUACACAACAACAGCAAGGAAGUAUCACCACAACCAUCGCCUGGCGGUGGCCACCUCAGAUGUCAACCAUCUGAAACGACAGCUCAACUCCUACCUCGAUAAUGCAGACACACACAAGCCCAUCCCAGCCACUGGCGCCCCCUCGGUGGCCUUCGCCUUCACAGGCCAGGGAGCGUCACACAGAUCCAUGAACCUGGAGCUCCUCGAGUCCCCUGCCUUCAAGUCCCAGCUGCUCCACCUCGAUGCCCUCUGCCAGUCGCAAGGCUUCCCCUCUAUCAUGCCAGCCCUCGACGGCACCUAUCCUCAGGACCACAACCACUCCCCUGUCGUCACACAGCUCGCCCUAGUCUGCACCGAGAUCGCCCUGGCCAAGUACUGGGACUCGCUCGGCGUAAGGCCAGACGUUGUCGUCGGCCACAGCCUGGGCGAGUAUGCCGCCCUCCACGUUGCUGGUGUCCUCUCGGCGGCAGACACGAUCUUCCUGGUGGGCCAGCGCGCCACUAUGCUCGAGAAGAAGUGCAAGAUUGGGAGCCACAAGAUGCUGGCUGUGCGUGCCGCUGUGGACGAGGUGCGGGCGCGGGCGGAUGCCACUGGAAAGCCGUACGAGGUGGCUUGUAUCAAUGGGCCCAAGGAUACGGUGCUGAGCGGUGCAGCCCAGGAUAUCGAUGCCCUGGCUGAGAAGCUCGAGAAGUCUGGCCUCAAGUGUGUCCCUCUCGAUGUGGCGUUUGCCUUCCACUCGUCCCAGACAGAUCCCAUCCUGGACGAGCUGGAAGAUGUGGCGCGGACAGGGGUUCUUUUCCAGCCGCCCCGGCUCCCGAUCAUCUCGCCGCUCCUGGGCAAGGUGAUCUUUGACGAGAAGACCGUCAAUGCAAAGUACAUCCGCCGCGGGACCAGGGAGACUGUCAACUUCCUGGGCGCCGUCGAGACAGCCCAGAGGAUCUCGACAAUCGACGAGAGCAUGGCGUGGAUCGAGAUUGGUCCUCACCCGGUGUGCGUCGGGUUCACCAAGUCGAUCCUCUCGUCUGUCAAUGCUGCUGUGCCUUCUCUGCGCCGUGGCGAGAACAACUGGCAGACCAUCUCCCAGAGCCUCGUGACUCUGCACGCUGUUGGCGUCCAGGUCGGCUGGAACGAGUUCCACAGGCCUUUCGAGGGUGGCCUCAGGCUGUUGGACCUGCCCACGUAUGCGUGGAACGAUAAGACGCAUUGGCUCCAGUACAAUGGCGACUGGGCACUGACCAAGGGCAACACCUUUUAUGACGAGGAGAAGAAGGCUGCUGCUGCUACUGCUGCUGCUGCGGCCGGUGUAAACUCUCCUUCUUCUGCUCUGGGUCUGGCGGCAGCGCCUGUCUCGGGCCUGCGGACUUCGCUUGUCCACCGUGUUGUGGAAGAAACCUUCUCUGGCUCGGCAGGGAGGGUUGUUGUGCAGUCGAACAUGGUGCAGGCCGAUUUUCUGGCAGCUGCAUGGGGUCACAAGAUGAAUAAUGCUGGCGUGGUGACAUCUUCUAUUCAUGCGGAUAUAUGCUGGACGCUCGGAAAAUACCUUGCCGAGAAACUCCAGCCCAAAACCAAGGCCGACGUCCAGAGCAUGAACAUCAACAACCUCAGCGUCCGUGAGGGUUUGGUCGCGCAAAAGAACACCACCGUGCCCCAGCUGAUCCAGAUCACCAUCACCACGACAGACAUUGCCUCGGGCAGGGCGCACCUCGAGUGGCACAACGUCGCCAACGACGGCCUCUCUCUCAUCGAAGAGGAGCCCGUCGUGACGGCUGAGCUCAUCUACGGCAGCGCGGCAGACUGGCUGUCGAGCUGGAUCCCGACGCACCACCUCAUCCAGGGCCGCAUCGAGGCCCUCACCCAGCUCGCAGAACAGGGCGUGGCCAACCGUCUGUCGCACAGCAUGGCCUACCUCCUCUUCGCCAACAACCUCGUCGACUACGCCGACAAGUACCGCGGCAUGCAGUCCGUCGUCAUGCACGGGCUCGAGGCGUACGCCGACGUGACGCUCAAGUCUGGCGACACAGGCGGCGUGUGGACGGUGCCGCCGUUCUUCGUGGACAGCGUGUGCCAUCUCGCAGGACUCGUCAUGAACGUCUCGGACGCCGUCGACACCAGGAACAACUUCUGCGUGACCCCCGGCUGGAGCUCGCUCCGCAUGGCGCGCCCACUGGUCCCUGGCGGCCGGUACAGGUCGUACGUCAAGAUGAUCCCGACGGCUGAGGAUCCUGCCAUUUAUUUUGGAGACGUGUAUGUGCUGCAGGGCGACGAGAUCAUCGGUGUCAUGCAGGCCAUGAAGUUUAGGCGGUAUCCUCGGGUGCUGCUGAACCGUUUCUUCUCGGCUGUGGAUGUCAAGAAUGCUGCGACGGGCAGUGUGGCUCUUGCAAGCAGCGCGACCGUUACUCAGACGGCCAGACCUGCUGGUGCACAAGCUGUGUUGGCUGCUGCGUCGUCUUCCCCUCCAGCUGCCCCUCCUGCUGCUGCUGCUGCUGCUGCUGCCGCCGCCGCCGCCCCAGAUGACAGCAUCACCACCAAGGCCAUGGCUCUCGUGGCUACAGAGGCAGGUCUCCAGCUGGCUGAUCUGCAGGACGACGAGAGCUUCGCCAACCUGGGCGUCGACAGUCUGAUGAGUCUGGUUAUCGCCGAGAAGAUGCGUGAGCAGCUCAGCGUCACUGUCAGCGGAAGCUUGUUCCUCGAGUAUCCGACCGUCGGUGAUCUGCGCGCAUGGUUGCUUGAAUACUAUGGAUAAGAAGGCAAGUAUUGUGUUCAAGUUGGUGUCGUUGCUGUUGCUUGGUACAAGAGACGAAUGGGGUGAUUGUCAGGUCGGGAUCAAGUCAGGCUAGGGCGAGAAGCAAACACACACGGUUGAUGUAAGAUGAUUGGUAUUUCAGGGUUCUUGACGGUCUUGUCUCCUUUGUGAGUCCUUACUUUGUGUCGAUCGAUGGAUCCAAGUGGAUUCGUGUUAUCUUGAACACGAACCAGGACGGAUGAAGAGUGUGUCAGUAUUACAAGCAAAGUCAUAUUAGUCUUUUCCAUAAUCACAUCAAGUCUACAUUCGGCUGUAAGAACAC